AUGUCCUUUCUCCGUGUGUUUAAGGUAUUUGGAGCAGACAUCAAAUCUAUCGACCACGCCCAUCGACCAAUAGCCAAGCGUAACACAUCUGACGUCAUGUACUCUGGCGAUGACGCAAUAGCGAAUCGUAACACAUCUGGCGAUGACGUAAACAUGACGUUUACCAUCAUCGAUGAGGUCGACAGGACCAGUGGUUCUUACCAAAACGUGACGACCUCGAAGAGUACCGGGCACGGUCAGACUGAGAUCGAAGUCGUCCUGCUGUUCUUUAUCCUGAUGUUUGUGAUCGUGAUGGCCAGUGUAGGAGUCAGUAGUGCCUGUAACAAACUCGCACGUCACUUGGAUGACAGAAAAAGGCGGGCUAGGAUCCUGCCUCAAGAAACCGAAGACUCUUACUUCGACUCGGCGGAAGGAGUUGAGGACAGGAGGGGGUAUCCUGAUGAGGAGGACUCGCCGUCAGAUAUGGACAUGUACAAGAAUGAUAACGUCUAUAUCCUGACCAGGUCGUCCCCGCCUGGAGGGAGGAAUCAGACGGUGAUAGACGUGGUGCCUUUGUCUUCCCCCGGGUCGUCCUGUGGGAACUCUGUCUACGGCAGCGCCAAGGUGUUCUCAUGGACUUCCGUCAACCCGGAUAUAUUACUGCAUUCUACCUCCUGCUGAAACUUUCCUGGUG
Branchiostoma belcheri (Belcher's lancelet) is the source of this 673-nucleotide messenger RNA. RefSeq lists its product as uncharacterized. The record is from RefSeq and is a predicted model, not a curated record. Lineage: Eukaryota; Metazoa; Chordata; Leptocardii; Amphioxiformes; Branchiostomatidae. The transcript has a single exon. The coding region runs from base 1 to 660 and encodes 219 amino acids.